Molecule: messenger RNA, 2053 nt
Organism: Didymodactylos carnosus
Lineage: Eukaryota; Metazoa; Rotifera; Eurotatoria; Philodinida; Philodinidae
Source: the annotation of a GenBank genome assembly
AUGCCAAUGCUAUUCCGAUUACACAAUAAAGAAAAUAUUCGUCAAUGGCUACAAAAAGGAGAUAUACUCGUUGUAGACCGUGGUUUCCGAGAUUCUUUGGAACAUUUGAAAUUAUUAGGUUAUCAAACUUAUAUGCGUGCGUUUCUUUCAAAAGGUUUGAAGCAAUUUGACACUCAAACUGCUAAUGAGACAAGGUUCGUAACCAAAAUUCGCUGGGUGAUCGAAAGUGAUAACGGCAGAAUUAAACAGUGGCGUUUUGUUCGACAAGGUUCUUCCAAAUUCUUUAUUAAAACUGUCGGUGAUUUAGUUGCAAUUGUUUGUGCUCUUUUAAAUUGUUAUGGUGCCCCAUUUAUCCAAGAUUUUUCAAAAGACAAACUCCUAGGAAAGAAAAUGAGACAGCUACGUGAUCAAACAAAUGAAUUAGGUGAAUAUGUUGCUAAGUUGAAAAGUAAAACCGAAAAACCGAUUCAAUACAAAGAACUGAAUGCAGUUGAUACCGUUCCGGACUUUCCACGUUUAACACUGGAGCAGUUAAACGAUAUUAAUCUUGGCACCUAUCAAUUGAAACAGGCCAAAUCUUAUACGGUUGAACACCUAUCAACAGAAGGAAAAUACAUAGUCAAAGUAGGGAAACAAAUGUUAGAUCUUAUCCGAGCUAAAAUGCAGUCUAGACAUAAAAAUAACACUUCUUAUGAUGUUUGGAUUAAAUAUUCGAAACAAGAUAUUUUGGGAUGCAUGUCAAAACUAAAUAUAAAUUUUUCAACAUUAGCAGCAAAAAAGUUUAAUGGUGUAUUUAAUAAUGAUUUUAAAUAUGAAGAUUUGAUUUCAUUCAUUGAAAAACAACUUGAAAGUGCCAAUUUUACAUUAAUAUUUUUAGGUUCAACAAUAACAGAUCAAACUUUUUCAACAGUCAAAGAAAAAAUUGUUAAUAAUUCGUUGAUUUAUGUUGUUCAACGUUUGGACGGCGGUUGUUCUAAUUUAAUUGAUAUUGAUACACACAUAAAAACAAUUUCUUCUGAUUUAGAUAAUGAACUAAAAAAACUGGAAUCAAAAGCCAAACUCGAUAUUUGUAUGAUAUGUACAGAUAAUAUAUUAUGUUAUAAUUACUGUUGUGGUACUAAAUUAUGCAAAAAUUGUUUUAAACAAACAUUUUUUAAUUAUAAUCAAACAUUAAAAUGUUUAAUUUGUUCAAAACAAUAUCCAAAUGCUAAAUUUUUUGUAUCACCAGAAAUUUUACAAUCAUUACUACAAUUGGAUGAUGCAAUGCAAUUAACAAAUAAUAUGGAUUUUCAAUUAUGUAAAUGUGGUGCUUUAUCACAUAAUACAACAAUGUAUUCGAAACAACAAUGCAAACAAUGUCAACGCUGGUUUUGUUUUUUUUGUAAUCAAGACUGGGAUGUACAAGUUAAAAAAAUGCAAAAUCACAAAUUUACAUGUAAAAUUAAUUGUACUUGGGAAACAAAAAUUACAUAUGAAUUAACUAAAUGUCUAUAUGGUACGACGGAUUUAUUUUUACCAAAUCGUCGAUGUUGUCCAAAAUGUUGUCAAACAGGCGCAUAUGGCAAACAGUCGAUGCCAGUAGCAGCUCACGAUCCUAUCCUAAGACGUAAAAGACCAUUGGCAGUCGAUGGAUCUGAUCCACUUAACCAAGAUGCAGCUAAAUACCGAUCAGGAGACGAUCGAACGAACUAUUCGAAAAUGCAAAAUACAAACAAAAACACUGAAUUAACAUCCUUUCGUACAUCUCUUGAUACAAAGAGCAACAAAAAUUCAAAUCAACAAGAAUCUCAUAAAAGUCAAAAAGAUUCUGUAACUACAAUGUGCAAACGAUAUGUUCCGGGUUUAUGUGGCUUAACCAAUAUUGGUAAUACUUGCUUUAUGAACAGUGCAUUACAAUGUUUGAGUAAUAUUCCAGAUUUAACAAAUUAUUUUAAGAACUUUAACGAGACCAACAGCAUAACUCCCGUCACUCAAGCUUAUAAAGAUCUAAUACGAUCAAUUUGGUCUGGUAAAUAUUCAAGUGUUACACCGAAAGAAAUAAAGUAUCGUGUAA